Molecule: messenger RNA, 453 nt
Organism: Wickerhamiella sorbophila
Lineage: Eukaryota; Fungi; Ascomycota; Dipodascomycetes; Dipodascales; Trichomonascaceae
Product: Mediator of RNA polymerase II transcription subunit 10
Exons: 1
Coding region: 1-453 (150 amino acids)
Biological process (GO): regulation of transcription by RNA polymerase II
Cellular component (GO): mediator complex
Molecular function (GO): transcription coregulator activity
Source: RefSeq, a predicted model, not a curated record
AUGUCUGCCGGUUUACACACGGGACUUCCUACGCCCACCGAGGGCAACUCGGCUCUGGAGAACAUCCGCAUGGACAUGGAGAACCUGACCCAGUCGCUCAUCGAGCUCGGGGUGGUUGUGCACGACUAUGUGGGCGAAGAAGGCACGCAGGUUGCUCUUGAACACAAAACAAAGGACCUUGUUUCCGAGCUGCGGUCCGCUGCCCAGCACGCAGACUCUCUGGAAGACACGGCCGUGCCUACCGCGGUCAUCGAGUACCUUGAAGAUGGCCGCAAUCCUGAUAUUUAUUCUCGCGAGUUUAUCGAGACCCUGGUCAUGCAGAACCAGUUUAUUCGAGGCAAAAUGCUAGCAAUGGCCCAGUUCAAAGAUAUCUUCGUCUCCCAUCUUGCAGACCAGUUUGACUGGAUGAAAGAGGACCUGCAGAACGCCGCCGAUAUGACCGCUGCUUCAUAA